AUGUAUAUAAUAUGUCUUAAACCUAGACUGACAUACCGUUGCGGCGAGUUUAACAUAGAUUUACCAACAUUUAUCGAGCUUGAAGAAUUUAUUUCAAGUCGCUGUAUUGCAUUUGAGAGCUCCGAAACAUUAGAUGCUAGUGCAACAAGAAAAGGAUCAAUAUAUCCGAAGAAUGAUGCAAAUUCGAAGAAGACGUCUAAUCAUCCAGCGACAAGAAAGGGACUUAUAGUCUCUAUUACCAAUGAUAUUAAAUACAGCUGCUGCUCUGAACCACAUAAGUUAUACACAUGCAGUAAGUUUAAAAAUUUAUCAAUAGGAGAACGUGUUACAGUGGUGCGAGGCUCAAGAUUAUGCUUUAACUGUUUUGCUCCAACGCACAUGGCAACUGUAUGUAAAUCUAUGUAUGGUGGUCGUAUAUGCAGACGAAGGCACAACACACUGUUGCAAUUUGACAAGGUUGUAGAGCCUGAACAAAGCACUGAAGGGGAACGGACGACAACAAAUACUCCAAGCGUUUCAGCGGCUGCAUCCGCGCUUAGUGGGCUAGAGCAAAACUACACGUUUUUAGCAACUGCAGUUGUCCUUGUUGCUGACAGGCGAAGCAAUCAGCGUAGGUGUAGAUCUCUACUUGAUAGCGGUUCACAGGUGAAUUUUAUAUCGGGGAACCUCGCCAAGUCACUGCAACUAGAUUGUAAAAAAACAAACUUACCGGUCGAUGGUAUUGGGGCGAGCCAAGUGAGAGCUGUAUCCUAUGUUGAAGUCUCAGUUCAAUCAAGACUGAGUGAUUACUGUGUUGAAUUGGUAUGUUACGUGCUGCCAAAAAUUGUAAAUAAUUUACCAUCAUGUGAAACGCCAAAAGAUGGUUGGCAAAUUCCAGAUGAUUUGAUGUCACAACUAGCAGAUCCUACCUUUCAAAAUCCAGGGACAGCUGAUUUAUUAAUAGGUGGCGAUGUAUUUUUUGAUGUUUUCUCAACUACUGUACCUCGGAUACCAUUAAACGUCAAGAAUGUAGUUUUGAACUGCAGCAAUCUUGGGUGGAUAGUGACCGGUGAAUUAGGAGUAGUGACCUUUGUUGGAAUUCAUUCAGUGGGCGAAUCUUUAGAGGAAGAUUGGAAAGCAAUUUGUGCCGGUGAGACCUCCAGUUUCGGACGGCUAUCGAAGACAAACCAGAGAUGUUUGGAAAAGGCAGAAACAGUUGAACAUUUUAAUCAAACUACAUACAGAGAUGAAGAGGGACGGUUCGUAGUACGUCUGCUAAAGAAAGACACGGUGAAUGAGUUGGGUUCUACGUUGGCUAUUUCCACAUCCCGAUUUAUCAGUGUGGAACGCAAAUUACAGCACGAUGAGAAGCUUAGAACGGAAUACACAAAGUUCAUCAAUGAAUAUAUUGAAAUAGGGCAUAUAGUAGAAGUCGUUAAUGAACUAGUGAUAGCAAAACCAUCCUUUUACCUACCACAUCAUGCGGUCCUUAAAGGCUCAAGUCUGACAACCAAGCUCCGAGUUGUGUUUGAUGCGUCAGCCACAAGCUCGUCAGGGCUAUCGCUCAACAAUAUGUUGAAAUGUGGUCCUACCGUGCAAGAGGACGUAUUCGGAAUACUUACGCGUUUUAGGAAAAAACAAUACGCCGUAAUAUCCGACGUCGAAAAAAUGUUUUGUCAAGUACGCGGUUCAGAGGAUGAUUGGAACCUGCAACGGAUUUUGUGGAGACAAAAUCCAAAAGAGUAG
Molecule: messenger RNA, 1725 nt
Organism: Macrosiphum euphorbiae (potato aphid)
Lineage: Eukaryota; Metazoa; Arthropoda; Insecta; Hemiptera; Aphididae
Source: the annotation of a GenBank genome assembly